AACGCACCGGCCAGUGAAUGACACAGAACACUUUCACUUUUCACAGUCAGCAUUUGCAUUGAGUUACGUUACUACAGCUGUUGCAUGAUUACUUCCAGAGAAACAAUAUAGUUUCAAAAGGCAAACUGAUCAGUAACACAAAAGGGACAACUGGACACGGAGGGAGAGAGCACCUAGUAAGUGAACGUCCAAAAAAAGGAGCAGAAACUCAUUCAAGUCCAGAGGAGCUAUGGAAAUAUCGCUGGCUCACCCUGCCCUCAAAGCCUUCAUGUGUGGGGCUUUGAGUGGAACGUGCUCCACACUGCUUUUCCAACCACUCGACCUGAUCAAGACACGUUUGCAGACAUUACAAAGUAGCGUUCAGCCUGGUUCUGUCCGCAUAGGGAUGAUGAGAGUGCUCCUGAAUGUGGUGCAGACAGAGAGGCUGACUGGACUGUGGAAAGGAGCUUCACCGUCGUUUAUGAGGACCAUCCCUGGUGUGGGGCUCUACUUCAGCACUUAUCAUUCAUUAAAGCAGCAGUUCUUCCAAGAAAAAAACCCAGGAGCUUUGGGGGCUGUGCUGCUGGGAGGCGGGGCCAGGACGGUUGCUGGGGUCCUUAUGCUGCCUGUAACGGUCAUCAAGACUCGAUAUGAAUGUGGCAGGUACCGCUACGAAAGUGUCACCGGGGCUCUUCGCAGUGUGUGUCGGACUGAAGGUCCCGCAGCGUUAUACUCUGGCAUGAUGGCCACUUUGCUCCGAGACGUUCCUUUCUCUGGAAUCUAUGUUAUGUUCUACAGCCAGAUGAAGACCAAUUUGCCAACAGAGAUCCACAUGUCUGCCUUCGCCCCACUGGCUAACUUCAGCUGCGGGGUCAUGGCAGGGGUGUCUGCCUCGCUCGUCACUCAGCCUGCUGAUGUGGUCAAAACACUCGUCCAAGUGAACCCCCAGUUGAGGACGAUCGAUGCAGUCAGAUACAUCUAUUUGGAACAUGGACUUCAGGGUUUCUUCAGAGGGGCGGUUCCACGCUCUCUUCGGAGGACUAUGAUGGCUGCCAUGGCAUGGACCGUCUACGAGCAGAUGAUGGCGUAUAUUGGAUUGAAAUCGUGAAAAGGAAAACCGGGGUGAUUUUGUGAGAUGAGUAAGAUAACACAGAGUCAAGUGGCAAACAGUGACAAUGAUAGUGAAUUUAAUGAGUUUAUUCUUGGUAUUUAGGCUAUGCAGAUGUGCACAAAGACAACUUGCCCUCAAUGAUGGGAUUGCACAUGCACUUAACAGGUGAAAGGCCGACACUUUAAAAUGUGUUCUUAAGACAUUAUGGCAUAAGUUGGUAAAACAAAUAUACCUAAUAGGAAUUGUAGUAUAUAUAUUUGUAAGAUUUUAAUGUACUAUAUGCAGUGACCCCGUAUUUCAGUGUUCUCUAAACGGCUAUGACAUACAGCUUUUAACAAUCGGUUGCUUUUAAUAUGACAGCUUGUCGUCCUUUCACACAGUAAAUUGCCUUCAAAUGAUAUGUGCUUGUAUAUGUUGUAAAAAGCUGGACAAGUAUUUAUAUUUUUAUAAUGCAAUAAA
This is a messenger RNA of Corythoichthys intestinalis (scribbled pipefish), 1549 nucleotides long. RefSeq names its product mitochondrial glycine transporter A-like. Bases 230 to 1087 code for a protein of 285 amino acids. The record is from RefSeq and is a predicted model, not a curated record. Gene Ontology annotation, cellular component: mitochondrion; mitochondrial inner membrane. Gene Ontology annotation, biological process: glycine import into mitochondrion. Gene Ontology annotation, molecular function: glycine transmembrane transporter activity. The transcript is spliced from 8 exons. Lineage: Eukaryota; Metazoa; Chordata; Actinopteri; Syngnathiformes; Syngnathidae.